AUGCCUCAGGAUAUGCCCCCGGCCGGGGGCUACGCCCCGGUCCAGUACAAGCGUAAUAUCCCCGCCCGUGGAUUCCGCCCCAUCUACUACCUCGUCGGCAUGCACCUCGUUAUGGCCUACGGUUACUACAAGCUCUUCCACGGUGUGCGCGAGAUGAAUGAACUCGCCCGUGAGAAGAUCUGGGGUCGUCUCCACCUCGUCCCCCUCCUCCAGGCCGAAGAAGACCGCGACCAGGUCCGCCGACACUUCGCCGACAAGGCCCGCGAGAAGGAGCUCCUCGGUACGGAGAGCAAGGUGUAUAACACCAGCCGCUAUGUCCGCCCUACUUUCGUCUACACCCCCGCCAAUGUCACUCAAUAA
Aspergillus terreus NIH2624 is the source of this 360-nucleotide messenger RNA. RefSeq names its product putative NADH-ubiquinone oxidoreductase subunit GRIM-19. The record is from RefSeq and is a predicted model, not a curated record. Bases 1 to 360 code for a protein of 119 amino acids. Lineage: Eukaryota; Fungi; Ascomycota; Eurotiomycetes; Eurotiales; Aspergillaceae. The transcript is spliced from 4 exons.